This is a messenger RNA of Toxorhynchites rutilus septentrionalis, 2597 nucleotides long. RefSeq lists its product as uncharacterized. Bases 583 to 2079 code for a protein of 498 amino acids. The record is from RefSeq and is a predicted model, not a curated record. The transcript has 2 exons. Lineage: Eukaryota; Metazoa; Arthropoda; Insecta; Diptera; Culicidae.
GGGAAGACACAGUAGAUAGUCACAAUUGGCGCCCAGCUAUAACACACGAAAGGCGGUGGGAGAGUACACAAUUGGAUUCCUUCCAUUUGUGUAAAAUCCUAGCAUUGUUUUCGCCAAUCAGUGUCGUGUAAUUUCUUUCAACGAGUGAAGAGACAAUUAUUGAAUUGAUAUCGGUUCGAAAAAGUGCAAUAAAAAACAGACCAUUGUCAAAAAGCACUUCACAAAGCAGUUCAAUUCUGUUCAAAAAACGAUUGAUCGACACAGAAACAAUAGGGAGGAAUUAUUCGACAAUUGAUUGCUGAAAAGUUGUGAUAAAAGCCAUUGAAACACGGUAACAGCCAAACUCCAUUUUAUUUUCUAACAAUAAUUGUUCGUAAAACUAGUGAAUAUUUUUAACUGUAUAUAUAUAUUUCUAUUUGGUAUAAUUGUGAUCUUUUAAGAUAUUUUGUGCUAGUAAAUUGGUGUGUUGUAAUCGUGAAUGAUAAAUUGAAAUUUUGAUAUAAAUAUAAUAAAUAGUGUAUUGUUCUUUCUUUAAUUCUAAAUUAUUUUUUUUUGUUGAUCGAGUGUUGAUUGUGGGUAAAAAUGAAUUCAGAAUAUGUACUGCAAUACCGUUCGAUGAAUGUAGAUCACCUACUAGUCGAUGAAAUUGAAUAUGAACUAGAAGUGCGUCAGGUUCCAUUCACAGAAUCGGAAUCUCGUGAUGUGAAGAAACGGAAACUACGAACAAUUCUGAAAGAACAGAGGGAAUCAAAUAAUUUUGAAUUGACUUCGUGCGAAUCUCAGGAAGAAUGUGAAAAAGAAAAUCAAUUACUGAUCGAAAAAAUUGCUAAAAUACAACAUCAAUUAGAAAGUAGUAAAACAAAACGAGUAGAUUUGCCACCAAUCAAAACCAGAUUGAUUCAUUUGUAUUUCCGAGUUAAUCGGUUGAAGAAGAACUUUGAUACAGAAGGGUUAGAAGCAAUAGCUCUAAAACUUUUGAAUGAUUAUUUUUCACUUUUGUCCGCGGACGUUGAAGCUAGAAAGCGUACGGAAGAAACAAUAUUGGAUCAAAUGAAUAAUUUGAGUGUACGAGAGCAGUUGCUAGAACAAGGAAAUGAUACAGAAGAGCAGGAAAACUCUGGUGGUAGUGAAGAAGACGAACCGGAUCCAUCAGUGAGUUCACAAAAGAACAAAAGAAGAAGUGCUCUACAGAAGAAAACUGAUCACGACUUCAUUGAAUCGCAGGAAAUUUUCAAAAAAUUAGUAAAGCAUAUUGAUCGUUACAUAGAAUCUAAAUUGGUGCAAGAAGACCCUUUGAAAGUUAGCGGUUUAUCGCCUAGAAGGCCGAAGAAAACAAAUGGAAAGAUAAAAAAAGAAGAAAAAUGUUAUUGUAGCAAAAAGGGGAAACCAGGGAAAAUUUCGAAGAAAAAGAUACACGGUUCCGACGGAGAAAGCAGUGAUGACAGAAGUAACUCUGAGGAUGAUAGCGAUAUUUCAGAAGCUCCGAAGAGGAGACCUCGUUCAGUAGCAGAUUGGAAGAUGAAAUAUGAUGGAAAGGAUGAAGGGAAAAAGUUGAAUAAGUUCAUUGUGGAAGUAGAAUUCAUGGCAGAUGCAGAGAACAUGAGCAAAAAAGCUCUUUUCAAAGAGGCAAUUCAUUUGUUCUCCGGUGACGCUAGAACAUGGUAUAUAGAAGGAAAAACGAAUAGGAAUUUUAGAAGCUGGAAUGAACUGGUCAUAGAUCUCAAACAAGAAUUUCAACCUCCAGAUAUGGACUUCCACUAUGAACAACAAGCUGCUCAACGGAGACAGAGAAGAUCUGAGACGUUCAUAGAUUAUUAUCAUGCUGUAAUGGAAAUAUUUGAUUACAUGGCCAUACCUCCCACUGAGCAAAGAAAAUUUGAUAUAAUCUUCAGAAAUCUCAGAUCAGAUUACAAAAAUGCUUUGGUCAUCAAAGGCAUAAGAACAUUGCAUUCAUUGAAGCAAUGGGGUAAAAAGUUGGACUCAGCAAAUAUGUGGAUGUAUCGAAAUAGAGAUUUAGAAACAGGAACAAACAAGUUCAUGAAUUGUCUACUUCUCCAUUUCAAAAAAACAAACCACUAGAAAAAGCCUGGAAACCGAAGGAAUUUACGAAAAAUACCUGGAAUUCAGCAAAACAACCAGUGCAAUCGUACGCCAUAAAAAGGCCCAACGAAGAAAGAACCCAACAAGGAUCGAGUCAGGGGGACUUGCAGAAACGCGUGGAGAAUUAUAGAAUUCCAGACAAAUUAACAUGUUUUAACUGCAGAGGAAAAUACCAUCAUUUCAAAAACUGCCUAAGAGAAAAGGAAGUCUUCUGCACCGUGUGUGGAUUCCAUGAUUUUAACAGAGAAAAGUGUCCUUUUUGUACAAAAAACCAGCGAAGUUCGAUGUAGGAGGUCGUCGAAACAAGCAAGGAAAACCUCCCACUAUUUUCAUUUCAUUUAACUAUAAUGUUGGCGAAUUGAAAAUUCAUGUAGAUGGUGAUAAUCGUCCGUUUGCUAGAGUAGCAGUGAUGGGAGUGGAAUUAAUUGGUUUAUUGGACAGUGGCGCACAGGUGUCAGUCCUAGGAACGGGGAGUACCCACUUAGUGGAAAAAUUAC